GUGCUGGGAGGUGCAUUGUGGGUGGGCGGAAAAAGGCUCCAAAAGACGUAAGCGACCGACGAGUGCACGUUGCUUAGUCUUAGGCUAAAACAACAAGUGGAACCUUGUUUCGAAGCAAUAAUAUUCCAGGAAAGUAGCUCAAAAUGUCGAUUGGUGUGCCCAUCAAAGUCCUGCAUGAAGCCGAGGGACACAUUGUGACCUGCGAGACCAACACUGGAGAGGUGUAUCGAGGCAAGCUUAUUGAGGCCGAAGACAAUAUGAACUGCCAGAUGUCGAACAUCACGGUGACCUAUCGGGACGGGCGUGUGGCCCAACUGGAGCAAGUGUACAUCCGGGGCAGCAAGAUUCGCUUCCUGAUUUUACCGGACAUGCUAAAGAAUGCGCCCAUGCUGAAGAGUAUGAAGAAUAAGAACCAGGGCUCUGGUGCUGGGAGAGGCAAGGCAGCCAUCCUCAAAGCACAAGUGGCCGCAAGAGGCAGAGGGCGUGGUGGAAUGGGAAGAGGAAAUAUGUUCCAAAAGAGGCGAUAAUUGUUGCAGCCUUUUGCUUUUUGUAUAGUUGGUUUGUUUUUGUUUGUUUGGUUUUUUUUUAAUCCACCCACCUUCAAUUGGUGAUCUUGUUCUUGAUCGUGCGUGUUGCAAUGUAUUGCUCCAAAUUCAUUUUUUAAUGAAAAAUAAACAUUUGAAAUUGA
Hippocampus comes (tiger tail seahorse) is the source of this 688-nucleotide messenger RNA. RefSeq names its product small nuclear ribonucleoprotein Sm D3. The coding region runs from base 144 to 527 and encodes 127 amino acids. The transcript has 4 exons. Gene Ontology annotation, biological process: spliceosomal snRNP assembly; RNA processing. Gene Ontology annotation, molecular function: RNA binding. Gene Ontology annotation, cellular component: spliceosomal complex. The record is from RefSeq and is a predicted model, not a curated record. Lineage: Eukaryota; Metazoa; Chordata; Actinopteri; Syngnathiformes; Syngnathidae.